AAAGAUGGCGACGGCAUACGCGCUAGCGAGAGUCGACUGUGCCGGUGGAUAAAAAGUGCUUCAAAGAGACACAAAUCCGCGUCUUUUGCAAACAUUAAGCGGUGCAAAGUCUGCCUGAAACCGCCUCGACAUGGUUGAGUCCAUGCACGGUUAGAAACCCGAACCCGAUGCCUUGCAAUGGAGCCUCCGGAUCGCAACAAGCCCAGCAGGCAGUCCAAGCCAGUGAAAGAUGCAUCCCAACAGAACUCUGGGGUGGAUGAAUCCUUGGACUCUCCUAGUGAGGAAGAGGAAGCUGUGUAUGGCACAACACCUCCCUUUAACCACCGUCAGAUGAAACGCAUGUCUGGCAAACAUCAGCGGAACAGCCACGCAAGGAGUGUUGGACGUUCUCCUAACAAGGUGGAACUUGGCCCCUCUGUUGUGAGAGAGAGUCACAGGCCAGUGGAAACCCCAGAGGAGCAUAGCUACAAGCAGGACAAAAAACAUCGGGCCACACUGCGCUCCACAGAGAGAGACCACAAGAAAACCUUUGAAGAAUCCUUCAUGCUGGAUCCACUCUCGAAGUCGAGCCCAUUUGGAGGCCUCAGCAUGGAUCCCAGGAAGCAUUACUUGAGUUUGGGCUGCAGCAGUGGCAAACUGCCUGUGUCAAUGCCACAUAUUGCCCGCACCCACCGCCAGACCUCCAGGACAGACUGUCCUGCUGACCGCCUCAAGUUCUUUGAGACUCUGCGCCUGCUGCUAAAGCUCACAUCUAUGUCCUCUAAGAGGAAAGAGAAGGAGCAGAGAGGCCUGGAGAACACAGCCUUCAUGGGACACAACAAGGAGGUCAUUUGGUUGGAGCUGCAGGCUUGGCAUGCACGCCGCUCCACCAGUGAUCAAGACCUUUUUCUUUUCACUGCCCGCCAGGCCAUCCCUGACAUCAUUAAUGAGGUGUUGCACUUUAAGGUCAACUAUGAGAGCCUGAGAGGCACCCUGUGUUCAGGGUCUGAAAUGGUCCAGGAGGAUUAUCAGAGCAUCUCCGGUUUAGUCUUUGGCGAGGAGAGGGAGCCUGGUGUAGCAGAGACCAACCACUGUGGAGUAGAUCCAUGGGGAUUUAGCUCAUGUCCUUCGACUGCGAUGAAUGCAGCAGAGCCUCUGGGUCCUGGCACUGACUGCAGGGAACACCUUCAGCGCCAGCGGCUGGCCUUUGAGCAGGUUAAGCGGGUCAUGGAGUUGCUGGAGUCUGUGGAGGCUUUCUAUCCCUCACUGCAGGCUCUGCAGAGGGACUAUGAAAAGUAUGCAGCACGAGACUUCCAGGGCAGGGUGCAGGCGCUCUGUCUGUGGCUCAAUAUCACCCAGGACCUCAACCAGAAGUUGCGUGUUAUGGCCACUGUGCUGGGCCUCCAUGAUCUAUCCCGUAUUGGAUGGCCUGUCUUUGAAAUCCCUUCACCUCGCUGCUCCCGUGGCAAUGAAGACGAUGAGAAUGAGAACAAUGAGGAGAGUGACUCGACAGCGACUUUUACAGCUGAAAGUGAAGGGGAGGACAGAGAUCUUGAAGAGGAGGGGGAAUUAGGUCAUGUAGCAGAUGGAGAAUUGUCUCCCUCCCUUACUCGUAAAUUUGCCCGAUUGUUGUCAGAAGACGAGUUUCUCCCAACUGCAACUGAAGGAAGUGCAGAAGCAAAAAUGGGAGGGGGAGUUUUCUGCCCCACAGCCAUAUACAGACCGUUUGUGGAUAAAGCUCUGAAACAGAUGGGACUUCGUAAACUGAUUCUCAGACUGCACAAACUGAUGGACCGCUCUCUUCAGCGGUCCAGAGCGGCACUUCUACGCCACACACCUGCACUGGAGUUUGCAGACUUCCCAGAUCCUAUGCUGUAUAGUGACUACCUGCCAGAGCUUGCACGCCACGAGUCCUGCAGUAGUCCGGCUAAUCCAGAACUCGGAGCAGACCCGGUAUCCUGGGAGGAUUUGAUGGACAUGGACCUCCCAUCCUUCCGGCCAGCGUUCCUUGUGCUGUGCAGAGUCCUUCUCAAUGUCAUUCACGAAUGCCUUAAGCUGCGACUUGAACAGAGGCCUGCUGGAGAGCCGUCACUGCUCAGUAUCAAACAGUUGGUGCGUGAGUGUAAGGAGGUUCUUAAAGGUGGUCUUCUGAUGAAGCAGUAUUAUCAGUUCAUGCUACGCGGGGUUGUCACAUAUGCUCAGGGCGUGCAGACCAAUGCCAAUAUUGAUGAGUUUGAAGAGGAUCUACACAAGAUGCUUGAGGUUUACUUUGACUACAUGCACAGUUGGAUCCAGAUGUUGCAGCAGCUGCCUCAGGCCUCUCACAGCCUGAAGAAUCUGUUAGAGGAGGAGUGGAACUUCACCAAGGUUAUCACUCCUUAUAUCCGUGGUGGAGAGGCCCAGUCUGGGAAGCUUUUCUGUGACAUCGCUGGGAUGUUGCUCAAAUCCACUGGGGAGUUCCUGGAUGCUGGUUUGCAAAGAAGUGGUAAUGAAUUCUGGGAAAGUGCAGAUGACAGCUCGGCCUCAGAUGAGAUCAGACGGUCCGUUAUUGAGACAAGUCGUUCACUUAAAGAGCUGUUCCACGAGGCCCGGGAGCGAGCGUCCAAGGCUCUAGGUUUUGCCAAAAUGCUUCGCAAGGAUUUGGAAGUUGCUGCAGAUUUCAGUAUCACUAAUGGGGUGCCUUGUCUCCUUGAGGUGCUGAAGAAGAGAAACUUUGUCAAGGUUCAGAUCCCAGGCUUGGAAGAGCUCCAAGUUUUUGUCCCCUGCGCUUUGAUGAAUCAGAGGCCACUCAUCUUGCAGCUUCUCAAUGCUGCAGCAGGCAAAGACUGUUCCAAAGAGCCAGAGGAAAUAGCUGAUGACGAGGCCUACCUGCUGAUGAGUAAACACAGAACUGGCUUCACUACUGAUUCUGACUGGGCUCAGUGGGACGGAGAGUUGCUGAAGCUGGUCCCACAGGUGGAAACUGUUGACACUUUAAGCACCAUGAAGGUGGAGAACAUGCUCUUGAUCGUGAUGCAGUCAGCUCACCUGGUGGCCCAGCGUAAGGCCUUUCAGCAGUCUAUGGAGGAUGUGCUCACUCUCAGCCGGGAGCAAACAUCGAGUCAGCCACUCAUCGCGGGCGCUCUGGAGGAGCUCAAGGACGAGGCACUGCAGCUCUGCAUUAAGAUCAGCACUGCCAUUGAACGAGUGGAAUACAUGUUCACCACAGAGUUUGAGGCAGAGGUGGAGGAGUCUGAGUCAGCCACUCUGCAUCAGUACUACAGGGAGGCAAUGAUACAGGGAUACAACUUUGCCUUUGAGUAUCACAAGGAGGUGGUGCGCCUGAUGUCAGGAGAGUUCAGGCAGAGAAUCGGUGAGCGUUACAUAGCAUUUGCCCGCAAAUGGAUGACGUAUGUUCUGACCAAAUGCGAGAGUGGCAGGGGCACCAAACCCAGGUGGGCGACUCAGGGUUUUGAUUUUCUUCAGGCCAUUGAACCUGCCUUUAUAUCAGCACUACCUGAGGAUGACUUCCUGAAUUUACAAGCUUUGAUGAAUGAAUGUAUUGGACAUGUGAUCGGAAAACCCCACAGCCCGGUCACUGGCCUGUACAUUGCUCCCAGGAAUAGUCCUCGGCCCGUUAAAGUUCCUCGCUGCCACAGUGACCCACCGAACCCUAACCUGUUCAUCCCUAACGCUGAGGGAUUCAGCUCUCGAAGUCUACCCUGUGAUCUCCGGAACCAGCUGUUCCCCAACGGCCCUCGCCCCGUCCCUCAGGGCCCGGGGGAACACAGCCACACCAAAGCUCCAGGCAGCACCCCCAGUGACGUCAGGGGAUCCAAUUUCCAUCUGUCUUCCGUAGCAGCAGAGUUGCAGUUCAAAUCUCUGAGCCGCCACUCCAGCCCCACGGAGGACAGAGAAGAACCCUCUUAUCCUAAGGGAGAUCCUAACAGCACUCAACGUCGAAGCUGGGAGCUCCUCACCUUCAUCAGCCAGUCCAAGGACACAGCAGCACGGCAAAGCCCCAUGGAGGCCGUCCGUUGCUCCAUUCGCAAAUUUGAGGAUAAGCGUUACGCCGUGAUGAAGCAGCGCAACAUCAUCGGCCAAGUGUGUCACACACCCAAGUCCUACGACAACGUCAUGCAUGUCGGGCUCAGGAAAGUGACCUUCAAGUGGCAGAGGGGCAACAAGAUAGGUGAAGGCCAGUAUGGGAAGGUAUACACUUGCAUCAAUGUCGACACUGGAGAGCUAAUGGCCAUGAAGGAGAUCCGAUUCCAGCCAAAUGAUCACAAAACAAUCAAAGAGACGGCCGACGAGCUGAAAAUAUUCGAAGGCAUCAAACACCCAAACCUUGUGCGAUACUUUGGCGUUGAGCUCCAUCGGGAGGAGAUGUACAUCUUCAUGGAGUACUGUGACGAGGGCACCCUGGAGGAGGUGUCCAGACUGGGCCUGCAGGAACACGUCAUCAGGCUUUAUAGUAAACAGACCACUACAGCCAUCAAUGUCCUCCACGAGCACGGCAUAGUCCACCGUGACAUCAAAGGAGCCAACAUCUUCCUGACCUCUUCCGGUCUGAUUAAGCUAGGAGACUUUGGCUGCUCAGUCAAGUUAAGGAACAACACUCACACCAUGCCUGGUGAGGUGAACAGCACACUAGGAACUGCCGCGUAUAUGGCUCCUGAAGUAAUCACUAGAGCAAAGGGCGAAGGUCACGGACGAGCAGCAGACAUCUGGAGUUUAGGCUGCGUCCUCAUCGAGAUGGUGACGGGAAAGAGACCCUGGCACGAGUACGAGCACAACUUCCAGAUCAUGUACAAAGUGGGCAUGGGCCAUAAACCCCCCAUCCCAGAGAAGCUGAGCACAGAAGGCAAGGACUUCCUCGGACACUGUCUGGAGAGUGAACCCAAACGCCGAUGGACAGCUAGCAUGCUGCUGGACCACCCAUUUGUCAAGGUCUGUACAGACGAAGAGUGAGUGAGACCUGCUCUGACGCUUUCAAGUUUACACAUAAAAGCACUACUGUACACACUGCUGGCAAAGUGGAAAAAAAUGAACUGUGGACACUGAGAAGUGGGAGUUAAAAAGGCUGAAGGCACAUGGAGCUAAACUGAGGAACUAAUAUAUCAUUUCAGAGAACAACUGGACCUAUGUAGUGUAGGGUUGUUGUGUCUUUAUGUACCCAUGGAUGGGGAGACAGAGGAGGACAAGGGCGGGACUGUACAUACUGUAAGAAAAAGGAUUGGCUUAAGUUCUUGUAUAAACAAUAUUGUGAAGUUAAACUAUUACGACAUUUGUUCUCACUGGUUAAGAGACCUCUGAAAAGGCAUUGAGGAAUACCUCAAUAGACAAAGAAAGGUGUAUGGGGAGGGGGGAGGGGGGUUACAUUCUAUGGCACUUUUAAACUGUUUACCCAAGGGGGGCAGUGGAGUAGAAGAGGGAGACUUCAUUAUUUCAGUCAUCAUGUGAGGCAGAAAAGGAUGCGGUGAAACUCUGUAUGGAAGGAGACGCUGGUUUAGCUUAUAUGAAAUGAGCAACAUCCAAAUAGAUUUUUAAUUUAUCACUUGUCGUUCGACAAGCACGGGCACUAGGAAGGAAUUUUUUUUGUCAUGUGUAUUGUUGUUGUUUUUUUCUUUCUUUCUGUCUUUGCCUUUGCUGAGGGGUAAAAUUUCAAGUUCAAGCAAUGUUCAAGUCUGUUCACUGUUGAAGAGCUGUUCAUGCUACUGGAGCGGAGCCAACAAAGGAGAGGCAGGGACCUGCUGCUGAACACAGACCUUUCACACAACCAAACAUAAUGACUCACACCACAACUUCUGGUCCUCUGCUGCUCUUAUAGUGUUUGCUAUGUACAAACAAUAUUAAUAAACCAAUUUGUUUUGUUUUGUUUUUUAAAAAAACUGAAGUCUUUUGCUAUUUCAUUUUCUAGUUGACCGUAAAAUAUUUAUCUUAACUCAGGCUGUAGCUUAUAAUUUUGUUCUUAACUGAUGAAUCUAUUUUAUAUACAAUGAAUUGGUUCAGAAAAUAUUCAUUGGUAAAAUU
Solea senegalensis (Senegalese sole) is the source of this 5991-nucleotide messenger RNA. RefSeq names its product mitogen-activated protein kinase kinase kinase 4 (gene map3k4). The coding region runs from base 178 to 4929 and encodes 1583 amino acids. The record is from RefSeq and is a predicted model, not a curated record. The transcript is spliced from 27 exons. Gene Ontology annotation, molecular function: protein kinase activity; ATP binding. Gene Ontology annotation, biological process: MAPK cascade; protein phosphorylation. NCBI's taxonomy places the organism in Eukaryota, Metazoa, Chordata, Actinopteri, Pleuronectiformes, Soleidae.